Messenger RNA from Hevea brasiliensis (rubber tree), 687 nucleotides. Its product is annotated as V-type proton ATPase subunit G 1. Gene Ontology annotation, biological process: proton transmembrane transport. Lineage: Eukaryota; Viridiplantae; Streptophyta; Magnoliopsida; Malpighiales; Euphorbiaceae. The record is from RefSeq and is a predicted model, not a curated record. Gene Ontology annotation, molecular function: proton-transporting ATPase activity, rotational mechanism. Gene Ontology annotation, cellular component: vacuolar proton-transporting V-type ATPase complex. The coding region runs from base 171 to 503 and encodes 110 amino acids. The transcript has 4 exons.
UAAUUGAACACUUCCUAUACAGAAUUACUGUUUAGUCCCCUACAAAUAUACAAUAGCACGUUUAAUUCAGGUUGAGUUCCCAGCGGACACAUCAAGUCAUCAUUCAUCAACAGCUUCUCGCAGAUCUUUUAACCCAACACAAAUCCGCUUCUUUAGAAAUUCCUGGAAGAAUGGAUUCCAACAGGGGUCAGAAUGGAAUUCAACUCCUGCUAGCUGCAGAACAGGAAGCUCAGCACAUUGUCAAUGCUGCUAGGAAUUCAAAAAUGGCUAGAUUGAAACAAGCCAAGGAAGAGGCUGAAAAGGAUAUUGCUGAAUUCCGUGCCCAUAUGGAAGCUGAGUUCCAGAGGAAGGUUGCAGAGAGUAGCGGGGACUCUGGUGCUAAUGUGAAGCGGCUUGAGCAAGAAACGGAGGCAAAGAUUCAUCACCUCGAGAUAGAGGCGGCAAGAAUAUCUCAUGAUGUGGUACAUAUGCUUCUGAAGCAUGUGACUACAGUGAAGAACUAGGACCUUGCUAGCCUAAGACAGCAAACGCUUUUAAACGCUAUUUUUCUGCAUGUACCAUUUUGAUUUGAAUUGGUGUGGUGGCCUGGUGAGAGUGCAUGUAUUACAGUUUUCUCUAUUAAUAUUUAUAAUUUGUAUUGUUUGAUUAUGUUCCUUUAAGAAAUAAAUUAGCCCUAACAUUUAUCCA